Notothenia coriiceps (black rockcod) is the source of this 1825-nucleotide messenger RNA. Its product is annotated as stress-induced-phosphoprotein 1-like. Gene Ontology annotation, molecular function: Hsp90 protein binding. The record is from RefSeq and is a predicted model, not a curated record. Lineage: Eukaryota; Metazoa; Chordata; Actinopteri; Perciformes; Nototheniidae. The transcript is spliced from 7 exons. Bases 16 to 792 code for a protein of 258 amino acids.
CAGCUCUCUGAUGUAAUGACAUGUUUAUCUUGUUCCGUCUCCUCCUUCUCUUUGUAUAGGGCCUUGGCUAGGAUUGGUAACUCGUACUUCAAGCAGGAACAAUACAAAGAAGCAGUUCAGUAUUUCAACAAGAGUUUGACGGAGCACCGUACUCCGGAUGUCUUGAAGAAGUGCCAACAGGCGGAGAAGAUAUUAAAGGAGGAGGCAAAAGUAGCCUAUAUCAACCCCGAUUUAGCCCUGGAAUCGAAGAGCAGGGGCAAUGAGUCCUUCCAAAAAGGAGACUACCCCUUAGCCAUGAAACAGUACUCCGAGGCCAUCAGGAGAAACCCCAAGGACGCCAAACUGUUCAGUAACCGAGCUGCCUGCUACACAAAGCUGUUGGAGUUUCAACUUGCCCUGAAGGAUUGCGAAGAGUGCAUCAAACUUGAGCCCAGUUUCAUCAAAGGCUACACGCGUAAAGGUGCUGCCUUGGAGGCCAUGAAAGACUUCACUAAAGCUAUGGAGGUCUACCAGAAGGCUCUGGAUCUCGAAUCUAAUUCAAAGGAGGCCACAGAGGGAAUACAGCGCUGUAUGUUCAGUCAGACGUCUAUAAGGACUGACAGUCCCGAGGACGUGAAGAAGAGGGCCAUGUCUGACCCCGAGGUGCAGCAGAUUAUGAGUGACCCCGCCAUGCGCAUGAUCCUUGAGCAAAUGCAGAAGGACCCUCAGGCGCUUAGCGAACACUUAAAGAAUCCAGUGAUUGCUCAGAAGAUUCAGAAACUCAUUGAUGUCGGACUGAUAGCCAUUCGUUGAUGAUAACCAAGAGAAUCCAAGACAACGUGCAAAUCCAUUCAAAAUAUGACAUCCUCCUUUCUUGCCUUCAAAUUCAAAAUUAUAUUGUCAUUAGUCUCCCUGAGACUGUGUGUAUGGUAUGUUUUUUUUUUAAAAUCAGUUUCACUUUUUCAAUGUAUUAAAGAAAGCAUCUUGUAUGUCAUCUGGAAGACUUGUGGACUCCAGGAAACAUUAACUGAAAAAAAUCUGGAUUCAUGUGUACAGAUGCUCUAUUACAUAAAAUAAAACGGCACAAUUUAGUGCAGCAGCACACACCGUGUUUAAAGGGGAAAUGCACCCAUAAGCAGAUAAUGCUAUAUUCCUAUUGAAUCAGGGUUUAAGGAAAUAAACAAUAUAAAAAAACAAAACAAAUGAAGAUAACAAAGAAAUUGUCAACAUAAGUCAUUGUUAACUCUUGUUUUUUUAAGUUUGACUAAACAUGGUGCUUUAAAGCUGAGCGCUCAGGUUUGUUCAGCUCCUUCCUGGUUGAUCUCCUGCCGCAGGUAGAAAGUUGAAUCUAUUGGCCACUCACAUGUUUGGUAUUAUUUUUGUACCUAUCUGAAAUAUUCCAGGUUAGUUUUUCCGCCUUGCGGUCUUCGGUUGAAUGUAUUGUGUGUACAGCUAAUCAGAAUCAGAAAUAAUAAUAUCAGAAAUGUGCUUUGUGUUUCCAUGAUUUAAGAGCUUGAGGAUGUUGAAACAUAACUGGGACUGGAAUGGCAUUUCAUGAUGCCAUUAAGAGUGUAGGGAAACUGAUGAGUGAUUUUAAGAUUGAGGUUGAUACAGUAAUUAAGGCAGCCAUGUUAUUGUUUUUGUACUGUUAUACUGUUAGUCAAAAAUUAAAAUGUUGGAGGCAAAGCUCUUGUGCCAGUUGCAGUCUGCAAGAAUACUGUAGAAAGAUUGUGAUGUGUUGAUCUAGCAUAACAGUCCUCACGGUGUUGUGAUUUGGUGACCAAGUUUACCUUAGCGCAGGCAGUAAGAAGUGUGUUGAUUCAUGUUAAAGAUGCUUUUGACUGGU